AAUACUCUCCAUGUUUUCUUUCUUGCCCGUCGUCUCUUCCUCCCACUCGCAAACGAACGUUUCAUUGUAUUGUCGAGCGCAAACUUCGCCAAGAUUUCUUAGUUAGAUGAGUUGAAUUACGACGACAGGCGACACUUAGGCCCGAAGCCCUCGCCUGAUACUAAUCGAACCUGGGCUUGCAAUGUCGGGCAGUAUGGAUAAUUUCCACGGCUUCAGUAAUCUGGGCGACAACUGGCAAAAAAAUUCAAGUUGGUUGGGUGCAAGUGGGAUCUCACAAGCUGCUUAUAAUAGCAAUUCGACAUUUGGGGUGAUCAAUCAGUUCAAAUUCCUCGCCGCAAGGUCGAUACGAACGUCGACGAUAAUCCUCGCUGCUUUCAAUACGGUAUCAGCCUUUGCGGCAGCUGCUGGUAUCUUUUACGAUUGCUAUGUGGCAACAAAACGAUCAAAUUUGGAAAAUAAUACGAGAACCAGUGUCUUCCGAUGUCUUUUCGGAGGACCAGAAACGUAUCCGUUCAUUUUAUCAUUGAGCAUUACGAUCCAAGGCAUCAUAUUUGCUGUCUGUCAAUCAUUCGGCCUGGAUGGCCUAUUCAUCCCACAAUGCUCCCUGAUAUCCCAAUUCAUGUGGCCGGCAAUUUUCAUCGUUCCUUACAUACAAUUGGUUUUCGGAUUAGAAGUCUUCUACCGAGCUACUAGAAGCGAGCCGUUUCCUCCAAGGGGGAAAUGGAAUGUAGUGAUCUGCCUCGUGAUUGUUAAGAUCCUCCUUGUGGGCACUGGCUUGGUUGGGCUUUUCGUCCAGCCUCCGAAUUUCUGUUUUGCGUCUCUUUUUUGGUUUGUAGCAAGAUGGGCAAAAGGCGGUUUCGUCAUAUUGGUCACAAUCGCUGUCAUUUUAACGAUCUGCAGCGUCGUUAUCUUCCGGAAGUUAACCCGCUCGUCGAUGAUCGAAAAUUCUGAACGAGUCAGCGCAUCAAGAAUGGUGUACUACCUUGUCUUGGCCGUUAUAACUAACGCAUUGAUUGUACCAUUCUUUGUGUACCUAACGGUUUCGACCUCCUUUAGCGAUGAUGGCAAUUCCGGCCUGACAUUAUCUAUGAUCUCGACUGUCGUGGCCAACUUAACGGGGCUUACAACGGGUGGUCUUCACCUAUUCCUUCGAUCCAAUACCAUUGGUACGAUUGGGCCGAAAAACAAGCUAGCCAAAUACGAACGUCAGAAGAUGAAGCGCCAGACUCGAGCUGGGGGAAUAAACGGUAUGGACUUCAACGGCAUGCUCCAGCCUGUACCGGGACCCCAAUCCAUCGCAAAAACAGAAAGCCAAGAGAACCUUGUGGACGAAAAGGGUAACGACAUGGAGCGUGGAGAAAGCCCAUACUAUAGGGCUUCUUUACAACUUAGCCCACGCAGUCCAGAUCCCCUCAGAUCUAAUGCUGUUUUUGAGGCAGCGGAUAUUCCACGAAUUCCAGAGCCAAUCCAAGUUCCUCCUACUCCUUCGGCCAUUACUCACAACCGAAAACCAUCGGCCUCCUACACUCUCUUCCCCAGCAAAAACCAAGGCAACACAGCCUCGGUUGCAUUAUUACCUCCCACUGCUUACAACCCUAACACCCAAGCAAACUUAGCUCCUCCUAGCUUCCCAUUUGGUGACCCAAAUGAUACUCUCAAACCACCUCCCUCAAUUCGACCCCCUUGGAGCCGCCAUAGGCGAGAUUCAUCGAUGGCUUCAUCCGCAACAGUUCAAAUAGGUCUACGCAUUUCGAACGUUGCAGAUAUAGGCCCAAUGAAUCCCAAGGUCUCCACCGAAGCCGAAAGAGUCUACGAUCUAGAGUGUCCUCAAAAGGACGAACCGGCGAAUACGUACCGACCAAGUCCUCUCGCGACGUAUUCCGCGCUACCUCAGAGUCCCGCCCCUUCGAGGGACUCGAGAAUGAAAAAUCUCCCACCAGUGCCCGCCCAAUCCGAAGAGCAGAAGAAAGAUUGUACUCUAAGCCCGCUAGUAUACGAUCCGAAUAGUCCUACAAAGUCGAGGACCCCAAGCCCCAGAGGGGUUGGGUUCGGUGUUCCCCGAAGAGCGAAUACCACACCGGUACAAGACCCACCAUCGCGGGUGCCAUCCCGAAAUCGCGGCAAUUCUAGUAGCGCUGCAGAGUAUAGGUCUGACUGGAUAUAAGAUCUAGCAGGCUUAUUAAACAUCGCACAUCUGCUUUCGAGGUUAUAGACAAAAAGAAUGCUACGAUU
This is a messenger RNA of Hypoxylon trugodes, 2232 nucleotides long. RefSeq lists its product as uncharacterized. Bases 182 to 2164 code for a protein of 660 amino acids. The record is from RefSeq and is a predicted model, not a curated record. Lineage: Eukaryota; Fungi; Ascomycota; Sordariomycetes; Xylariales; Hypoxylaceae. The transcript has 4 exons.